CUUUGAUCAUUAUGCAAACUGCAAACGCCAUGACACCAUAACAGAGAGUACCGCGUGAAACCCCAGAAUAGAAUGAAACUCUGAAACACGUCUUUCUUUCUUUUCUUUUUUUCUUUUCAGUUUUUGCCGAUUACUUUUUGACCCACACGGAGUGUAGUAAAAGAAUGGCGGCGAUAUCGCCGGAGUUGGUGGCGGUGAUGGCACGGUGGCAGCAAAAGACGGUCUCGUUGAUGAACUCGUCCAGAGUUGCUGCCGUGGCGGAGCGGUUGGUCUGGCUCUUGCAUUCUGCCCGUAAGAACAGUACCAAGGAGAUUCAAAAUCUCUGCCUCUCACUCGCCAGAGGCAUUGAUUAUGCACUUGCAAACAAUGAGAUACCAGAUAAAGCUCAAGAGUUACCUCGCUUAUUAAAACAGAUAUGUCAACUUAAAAAUGAUCUGUCAGUAGUAGCUGGUGUCAUGGUGCUGAUGAUUUCGGUUAAGAAUGCAUGUAAGAUUGGAUGGUUUUCAGAGAUGGAAUCUCAAGAACUUCUUACUCUUGUGAAUGAGAUAGGGAGCAGCUUCUGCAGUAUAAAAGAUGUUCAAACUGGGCCAAGCGAUUUUCAUUCCAUCAUUUCAAUGAUUAUGGGCAGGUUCUAUCCAUUAAUGAAGAUUGGCCAAGUAUUGGCUUCUCUUGAAGUUAAGCCUGGAUAUGAAGCAUAUGCAGUUGAUUUCAACAUACCAAAGACCAUAAGUCAUUCUCCAGAAGAGAAAAUACGUUUACUUGUAGCACAAACAGACAAUUCAGAAACAUUUGCUUGUACCAUAAGUCCUCAAAAAGUAAACUUUCUUUUAAAUGGAAAGGGAGUAGAAAGAAGAAGUGGUAUUUCAGUGGACACUGGACCACAAAUUCCAACAAAUGUUACCGGAAUGCUUCAAUAUGGAGCAAACCUUCUUCAAGCUGUGGGCCAGUUCAAUGGUAAUUUUAUCGUAGUUCUUGCCUUCAUGAGCAUCUCGUCAUUACCUGAAGCCCCUGUGCUUGAAGAUUAUGUUCAGUCUGAAACUCCUAUGACUGAUUCAGAAAAUGACAUCAUUGAGGGGCCAUCACGAAUAUCCCUUAAGUGUCCUAUAAGCUUCAGGCGUGUUGCAAUUCCUGUCAAAGGCUAUAGAUGCAAACAUCUUCAGUGUUUUGAUUUCAGUAAUUAUGUCAUUAUAAAUUCAAGAAGACCAUCAUGGAGGUGCCCACAUUGUAAUCAGCCUGUCUGCUACACCGAAUUACGUAUUGAUCAAAAUAUGGUCAAGGUCCUGAGAGAGGUAGGAGAGGAAGUUACUGACAUAAUUAUCUCUGCUGAUGGGUCUUGGAAAGCUGUUCUUGAAAGAGAUGAUAAUGAAGAUGUGGCACAUGAUACGGAACUUCAUCUCAAUGAAAAAGCAGAGCUUCAAGAGUCUACUCCAGGUCCUAUUUUUCUGGAUCUCACAGAAGAUGAUGAUAAGGUGGACACUCUGGGCUCUUAUGAAAAUGAAGACAGGAAAGUUGUCCCGGCUGAUCUUCGAAAUCCAUCAGUCUGUACAAAUUUCACAACACAGCCAGAUGUAAACGAUAUGAAUAUUUCUAGCCAAAAUGCUACUGCUCAAAUUGAGGAUGAAUUUUGGUCUGGUGUUUACCUUAGUAAUUUAUCUGUCCCCUCCUAUGUAAGCUCAGGCGCAGAAAUCAGAAUUAGUACAUCUGAGUCCACUUCUGCAGACUUUCUGAUGUCUCCUGUCCUAACUGAUGCCAUUUCUCCUGCUUUUAAUCAAAGAGCUGAGAGACAUGUAAAUAUCAACCCGACAACCUCAGCCUUGCAAAGUCAAUUUUCAGCUCCCACUAACUUGCAGUUGCAACAGGCGCAGUUUGUCAACUCAACUACUUUGCAAAGUGAAUAUGGCCGGUCAGCUGCCAUACCUAGUAAUCAAAAUGAAUAUGGGCGGUCUGCUUCCGUGCCUAGAAAUAUAACAAGGACUCCAGUGGCAGUUCAGGCCCUGCCAGCCCUGUCCCAGACUAAUGCUCCACAACAAAGAGCAAGAAGCGGCUACAGUGCGCAAUCGCUUGCUUCUCAAGCAUCCCUACCAGUGGCACCUAGUGCAAAUAAUUACAGACUGAUAUCGGAUGGAGCUCCAUCUUUAUUGCAUCAACAUACUGCAGCACAGAAUGUGAGUCUUCAAGACUGCACUUUCAUCCCCGGUCAAUCAGUUCAACAGAAUGCUGGCAUCCAAGCUUCAAAUCCAUUCCCAUGUGCUUACAGACGUUCCACUGAAUUCCAGAAUCCUCAUCUUCAGCAAGCUCUGAAUCCGAGGAGCCAGUCCCCAUUCUUAAGACCAGUGACUUCAUACCCAAUCAAUCAGGAUGGGGCUAGGGCAUCAACAGCAGAGCAGUGGGGAAGCAUUGGAGGAACGUUGCGCCCAGUUUCAAGAGCUGAUGGUUUGGUGGAUUUACCAUCGGAACAGAAUUGGCGGCCUGUGGGUCGAAUGCGUGGAAGCCUCUCAGGACAGGCAUAUUCUGCUGCUCUUAGCCAGUACUUGAAUCUGCCAACCCAAUCAGCUCAAGUUGGGAUGCUGCCAAAUCUUUCAUUGCCAUCGUCUAGUGUUCCCGCUCACUUUCAGGCUUUUUUCGCUAAUAGGAGUGUUCCGCCCAGCCUUCAAAAUCAAAACUCAUCGAGGACUGGAGCUGCUGGUACAAGUGGGGUCUCUGGUUAUCCGCCUGCACAUUCCAUGUGGAUGAAUUGACAUCGACUUAUGCUGAUUACUGGAAGUAAAUAUGAAGCUGUAUAUAUCUAUAUAACGAAUGGCCAAUUUUGUAUCAAUGGUCUCUUUGUGCACAAAAAGGUAGUUUAUCUCAGUUCACCCUAGGAUUUUUCUAAUGAUUAGAAUAGGUGGUUUAUACACAAAUUUGAACUUGGUUGCUUACCUAUGGUGUUUUGGAACCUGGAGGGCAAUACUAGCCCUUGGUACAGCGGUAGUGUUUAAAUGAUAUGACACCUAUGUUGGGCUUUUGCAC
This is a messenger RNA of Tripterygium wilfordii, 3009 nucleotides long. RefSeq names its product E4 SUMO-protein ligase PIAL2-like. The coding region runs from base 165 to 2738 and encodes 857 amino acids. Gene Ontology annotation, biological process: protein sumoylation. The record is from RefSeq and is a predicted model, not a curated record. NCBI's taxonomy places the organism in Eukaryota, Viridiplantae, Streptophyta, Magnoliopsida, Celastrales, Celastraceae. Gene Ontology annotation, molecular function: zinc ion binding; SUMO ligase activity. The transcript is spliced from 16 exons.